Mastomys coucha (southern multimammate mouse) is the source of this 903-nucleotide messenger RNA. RefSeq names its product glutathione peroxidase 1 (gene Gpx1). Gene Ontology annotation, biological process: hydrogen peroxide catabolic process; glutathione metabolic process; response to hydrogen peroxide. The transcript has 2 exons. Gene Ontology annotation, cellular component: mitochondrion; cytosol. NCBI's taxonomy places the organism in Eukaryota, Metazoa, Chordata, Mammalia, Rodentia, Muridae. Gene Ontology annotation, molecular function: glutathione peroxidase activity. The record is from RefSeq and is a predicted model, not a curated record.
UCUCAGCACCAUCCAGUUAAAAGGAGGUGCUGGGCUCGGACAACGCUAGUACGGGUUCUACUUUUGAGUCCCAGCACCUUCUCCAGUAUGAGUGCUGCUCGGCUAUCCGCGGCGGCACAGGCCACCGUGUACGCCUUCUCCGCGCGCCCGCUGGCAGGCGGGGAGCCUGUGAGUCUGGGCUCCCUGCGGGGCAAGGUGCUGCUCAUUGAGAAUGUCGCGUCCCUCUGAGGCACCACGACCCGGGACUACACCGAGAUGAACGAUCUGCAGAAGCGUCUGGGGCCUCGUGGCCUGGUGGUGCUCGGUUUCCCGUGCAAUCAGUUCGGACACCAGGAGAAUGGCAAGAAUGAAGAGAUUCUGAAUUCCCUCAAGUAUGUCCGACCUGGUGGCGGGUUCGAGCCCAACUUUACAUUGUUUGAGAAGUGCGAAGUGAACGGUGAGAAGGCUCACCCGCUCUUUACCUUCCUGCGGAAUGCUUUGCCAGCACCCAGUGACGACCCCACUGCGCUCAUGACCGACCCCAAGUACAUCAUUUGGUCUCCGGUGUGCCGCAACGACAUUGCCUGGAACUUUGAGAAGUUCCUGGUGGGCCCCGACGGUGUUCCGGUGCGCAGGUACAGCCGCCGCUUUCGCACCAUCGACAUCGAACCUGAUAUUGAAACCCUGCUGUCCCAGCAGUCUAGCAACCCCUAAGGCGGUCCUGGUGUCUGGGCUUGGUGAUUGCUGGCUGCACUCUGGGGGGCGGUUCUUCCAUGAUGGUGUUUCCUCUAAAUUAGCAUGGAGAAACACCUGAUUCCCAGGAAAAUCCCCUCAGAUGGGCGCUGGUCUCAUCCAUUCCCGAUGCCUUUCCACCUAAAGAAAGGUAGUUUCACCACUAAGAAUAAAGUGCUGAAUGGCAACGAA